This is a messenger RNA of Rhopalosiphum maidis (corn leaf aphid), 2700 nucleotides long. RefSeq names its product dihydroorotate dehydrogenase (quinone), mitochondrial (gene Dhod). Lineage: Eukaryota; Metazoa; Arthropoda; Insecta; Hemiptera; Aphididae. Gene Ontology annotation, molecular function: dihydroorotate dehydrogenase activity. The transcript is spliced from 9 exons. The coding region runs from base 489 to 1652 and encodes 387 amino acids. Gene Ontology annotation, cellular component: cytoplasm; mitochondrial inner membrane. Gene Ontology annotation, biological process: 'de novo' pyrimidine nucleobase biosynthetic process; pyrimidine ribonucleotide biosynthetic process. The record is from RefSeq and is a predicted model, not a curated record.
UUCCAUAUAGACUGUGUUAAUUCCACGAUUAAAAAUUUAUAAUUUAAUUCGUAAUGAUAUAGCACAGAAUAGAUUUCAUGGUCUUUAUUACAUAUCAUGAUACAUAACAAUUAACAAACAGCAUACUUCGCGGUAAGAAAUCAAUCUGGUGAUAGCGAUUAGCGACCGGUUUUCGUUAGAUGAAUGUCGUGAUCACUGGUCAUUGGCCAGGCAACACCCGGUUUGACCGUUUCACGUAACACGUUAGCCACCGAAUAUUGUCUUAUCUUGAACGGAGUAAAAAUGUAUAGAAAUAUAGAAUAAAGAUGUACUGUUAAGUUAUCUCAGUUAUCUUCGUUUUCGAUAGUUCUUACUAGUAUCCAAUCCAUGUAUUAAUUUAAAUUAAUAUAUAUUGUAAUAAGAACAUAGUGGAUGAACUCGACUUUAUUUAGUUAUUUUUUCUAAUAUUUCAUUUGGAGAAAACAGUUCAGUAAUCUUAAUUUUGUGCAAUGGGUUCACUAAGGUCCUUUGUUUACAUUUCUUCUGGAGGAUGUGUUUUGUGGGCAGGAACAAAUUUUAUCACACAGAAUGAAAAAUUUUAUAAGAAAUAUAUCAUUCCUGCAUUUUUUUCUUGUGAUCCAGAAAAUGCUCAUAACCUUUUAAUAUUUUCUGGAAAAUAUGGUCUUAUACCAAAAUCAUUUUAUAAAGAUCCACCGAUAUUGAAAACCAAGUUGUGGGAUUUAAAUUUCACCAACCCAGUUGGUCUUGCAGCUGGGUUAGAUAAACAAGGUGAAAUAACAAAAGCAUUAAAAAAUGUAGGUUUUGGUUUUGUAGAGGUUGGUUCAAUAACACCUUUACCUCAACCAGGCAAUGAAAAACCAAGAGUAUUUAGACUUUUAGAUAGUCAAGCUAUUAUUAAUAGGUAUGGAUUCAAUAGCGAUGGUCAUAAUAUUGUCUUUGAAAGACUUAAGAAACUUAAGCAAGACCAAAAUUUUGAUGGUAUAGUUGGUGUUAAUUUAGGAAAAAAUAAAGAGUCUGAAAAUGCAGUUGAUGACUAUGUGAAAGGUAUUGAAAAGUUCACUCCAGUUGCAGAUUAUUUUGUUAUAAAUAUAUCCAGCCCUAAUACUCCAGGUCUAAGAAAUUUGCAAAAGAAAAAUGAUCUAAUAAGUCUGCUUUCAAAAGUUAUAGAAGCAAGGAAUCAAUUUAAUGUAGAACGCAAAAUUCCAAUAUUAUUAAAAAUUGCUCCCGAUCUUACUGAUCAAGAUAAAAAAGAUAUUGCUGAUGUAAUAAUUAAUGAUAAAAAGUGCAAAGUUGAUGGAUUAAUAAUUUCAAAUACAACUGUUAAACGAAUUGGUGUUUAUGACAAUCCUAAUGCAUUAGAACCUGGUGGUCUCAGUGGGAAACCUUUACAAGAAGCAUCUACAAAAUUAAUUUUAGAAUUUUAUAAAUUGACAAAUGGUAAAAUUCCAAUUAUUGGAGUUGGUGGAAUUUUUAAUGGUCAAGAUGCAUAUGCCAAAAUUAAAGCAGGAGCUUCACUUAUACAAAUUUAUACAUCUUUUAUAUACAAUGGUCCACCAGUCAUAGUUAAUAUAAAAAAGGAACUAGAUUAUCUUCUGAGGAAAGAUAACUACAACUCAAUAUCUGAUGCAGUUGGUGCAGAUGCUAGAGUGUAAAUUUACAAUAACUCAAAUAACUGUUUAUUUUAUUCCAAAAUUUGGAAAUUCAGAAUGCAAUUUUUUUUAUUCACAUAUAUCUUUUAUUAUUUUUAUAAUAUAUUAAAAUAAGUUAAUACUAUACUCCAGCCACUGAGAAAGCACUUCUGGGCGGCGAUCAAAAUUUAUCUGUUCUUGCACAUUCUCACCACUAAACCCUCCAAAAUACUGGUCACCUUAGUGGUAGAGUGAAAGAAAUUUGGUACAAAACUGAGGAGUUCAAUCAUUUGUAUGCGCGAAGGAGUAGUGCUUUCUCAGUGGUCGGAGUAUAGGAUUGAUUAUAAUCAAUUGUGACCAUCAAUUAAAUUUUUUUUUUUUUUAUUGAUAUUGUCAGUACUUUCAAUUUUUGACCAAUUAGUUAAUUUUUAUUUCAAAUCUGUGUUAUUUGAAUUAUUUGAUUUUUUUAAAAUUAUUUUCAAUCAUUAAAAAGAAACCUUUUUUAAAGAGGUACUUAUCAGAAAACUAUAUUGCAACUAUGAGUUUUACCAUAAAAUAAUUACAAUUUUGUACUUACUAUCUUCUUUACUGUGAUUUGUUAUAAAAUGGUAUGUUCUUAUUUAGGAUAAUCUUGUAGCCUGAUAUUUUAAUUUGCAAGACUUUAAAAAGGUUUUUAAGACAAUGUUAUACCUGCAUGUGUUAUCUCUGUCUUACAAACAUAAAACACAGUAAAUUUACGUUCAGCAGAAUUAAUUUUAUACUGUUAGGAUUAAUAUUAGAGUCAAUUUAGUAUUUACCUAUUAUCAAACAUAAAGGUAAUACUAUAUCUCAUAGGCUUUUAUUCAUAUAUUAAUUUUUAAUUGAGUUGUGUAAAACUUUAAAAUGCUAAUAGCUCACUUAUGAGAUGUUCCAAAUAAUUUGUUUAUCUUUAAGUUUAACAAUAGAUAAAUUGAAUAGAUAAAAGACAACAAAUGCAAGUAUGACUAUGCCAAAGACUAAAACAAGAAUGUAAUCAUGUACAGUAUUUACUGUGAAGUAAUUAGCAAAUCAUUGAAUAAAUAUUGUUAACUAU